Molecule: messenger RNA, 528 nt
Organism: Oppia nitens
Lineage: Eukaryota; Metazoa; Arthropoda; Arachnida; Sarcoptiformes; Oppiidae
Gene: UQCR-Q
Product: cytochrome b-c1 complex subunit 8-like
Exons: 1
Coding region: 177-428 (83 amino acids)
Biological process (GO): mitochondrial electron transport, ubiquinol to cytochrome c
Source: RefSeq, a predicted model, not a curated record
GGUUUAGCACAAAGUGAGACAGUUUUAAUAUCAAUAGUACUGUCUAUUUGAGUGAUCACGUGAUAGAUUGGCAGACAUUGUGACCAAAACAGUGAUAAUAAUAGCAAAAGAGUUGAUUAACUAAGAGAUCAGUUGUUGAUUGAAGUACUUGUGGUAUAAUUAGUUGUAUUGAAGGAAUGGGUCAUUUGGUGUUUGGAAAGUUGGCUUUUGUGCGAAACAUAAUAUAUGUGCGAUUGUCUCCAUACGAACAAAAAGCUUUACCACACUUUUGGUCCCACACUUGGAAAGGAUUCAAAAGAGACUUCAAUAGUGUCUUUCCUUACGCCGGACCCGCCUUUCUUCACGCAUAUCUCGUAUAUUUGUGGGGAACGGCUGAGAAUGACAGACUCAAGAGGAAGAACCCCAAAGACUUUGAAAAUGAUGUCUAAAUUAAUGACUUAAUUAAUCAUUAAUUAUAUCUUUAUUUGAUUUCAAUUUUCUGUUGAAUAUAUUUACAAUAUUAAUGUCAGUAAUAAUUAGUGUAUUUUG